Messenger RNA from Pocillopora verrucosa, 2315 nucleotides. RefSeq names its product demethyl-4-deoxygadusol synthase. NCBI's taxonomy places the organism in Eukaryota, Metazoa, Cnidaria, Anthozoa, Scleractinia, Pocilloporidae. The record is from RefSeq and is a predicted model, not a curated record. Gene Ontology annotation, biological process: antibiotic biosynthetic process. Gene Ontology annotation, molecular function: 3-dehydroquinate synthase activity.
GUCACGUCCAUCAAGAUUGUGUAUUUAAUAGAAUCAAGCCGGCUAGGAGCAUCAUUACUUCAAAGCUGUAUACGCCGGUAUUGGUGGAAGGUUAACAUACGUUGUUGAAGCUGAGGAACAAACCUCAUUAGCAGAGCUACGCGUAUGAAAAGUAGGUUAGACCUCGUCGCGAUGGAAGUUGAGAAGAAUUCAUUGCAAGAGAAGAUUGUGUCUCUAAAUGACCUUCCGUGGAAGAUUUUUAAUGACGCAGCUCUUUCUGUGAAAGAGCUUGCCAAGAAAAUCUUUGCACUUCCGGCAGUGAGUGACUUCUUUAUAUAUACAUCUCGCCUGGAUGUGUUCUCCAAAGAGUUGUCAGAUUCUUUGAGCUGUGAUUUGGAAUCGCUCCUGCUGAUUAGGAAACUUAAGUAUUUCUACAAUCAACCAACAGCAGCAGUGCUGCAACAACUUGCCAGUCUAUUAGAAAGAAUUUCAAGCAAUAAAGAAGCCAUUUCCAAGUGGAAUGAAAUCGCCAAGAUGGUAGCAGAUGAAAACGACAUUGGUACCAAGCCUGUUCACCGCUUCCUCAAGGAAACUGGGUGCCCAGAAUGUUAUCUUGACAAUGCUGAGUACCUCGAAAAGUUUGACCCUCACGGACUUUACCCAACAUCCAUUUACCGCAAAUGUGAUGGAGACAUCUUGGCCAAAGCUGAUGCAUCGGUAGUCGAGUGUACCAUGAGGCAUACUCUGACCACAACUGCAAAGAUUGUGUACAAAGUACUAGACCCAGCCAAUCCAGAGUUGAAAAACGUGUAUAAGCCAUUAGGGAGGUGUGUGGCAGUUGUUGAUAGGAAUGUGAAUAAGAUUUACGGAGAAGAAAUAAAGGCGUAUUUCGAUGAGCACUGCAUCGAGCUGCAGAAGGUAGUCAUUACCGCUGGCGAAGUUGACAAAGACAUAGCAACAGUACAGAACCUCCUUGUAAUGCUGAAAAAAUUGCGAGUCAAACGAAACGAACCUGUUUUUGUCGUGGGAAAUGGCGUCAUACAUGACAUCACCGGUUGCGCAUGCUCUAUGUAUCAUCGUAACACACCUUACAUCAUGCUGUCUACCAGCGUUGUGGCUGGCAUCGACGCUGGUCUGUCUCCUCGCACUGGUUGUGACGGAUUUGGCUUCAAAAACCUGUUCGGUGCAUAUCAUCCUCCUGUUCUGACGCUAACUGACAGAAGCUUUUUCCGCUCCCAACACAGCGCUUGCUUGCGUCACGGCAUUGCUGAAAUUGUAAAGAUAGCAGUGGUGAAGGAUGAAGAACUCUUCGCCCUACUAGAGCAGAAGGGCUGUAACCUUUUGUCUACCAAAUUUGGCACAGAGAUGGAAGGCUUCCAAGGAGAUCAAGAGGCCUUUGGACGCGUUUGUGAUCUCAUUAUUGGCAAAGCUCUUGAGUACUACAUGAGAUCCGAAUACAGCAAUAUUUUUGAAACGCAUCAGUGUCGCCCACAUGCAUAUGGGCACACUUGGAGCGCUGGGUACGAACUCGCUUCAGGAAUGCUCCACGGUCAGGCUGUGGCCACUGGGAUGGGCUUUGGUGCCUAUCUCUCUCUCUGCACCGGUUGGAUUACGCAACACGAGUUUGAUCGGAUCCUGAAACUCCUCAGUGACCUUGGAUUAUCUUUGUGGCACCCUGUCAUGGAAGAUUCUCAGGCUCUGUACCAAAUCCAGGCAAGCGUUAUUGAGAAGCGGGCGGGAAACUUAGUGGCACCAAUACCCAAAGGACUCGGGAAGUGCGGCUACAUUAACGACAUGCCUUAUGAGCUGCUUGACAAGCGCCUCGGAGAGUACCGGAAGGUCACCCAAGGAUAUCCAAGGCAGGGGGUAGGCAUUGAAGUGCACUGCAAGGAUAUUGGGCUUGAGGAUCCGGCCACUGUUGGAAACGUCAAUAGGGAACUCCCCAGUCAAGACGCUAAGGAUAAUGCAUCAGUGAACGAGUGCCAUCUCGAAGCUGUUAAGAAGUAGGGUAUCUAACGCAUUGAACUACGUGACCGUGUGUAAUAUCAGAUACCGUUUUUACCCUUCAAUAAUCGUUUUAUAGAGAAUCGAAAAAAAACAUAGAGGAGCAACUCUUUGCAACUGUGAAUUGUUCAGAAUGUGUCUUGCAUAACCUUCAUGUUACAUGCAAUAAAAACAAUAGCGAUUCCGAUAGUUUGAAAAUUAGAGAAGUGAACGAUGGCAUUUUACGAUAGGAUAAUUUUCCUGUUGCUCCAAAAGAAUUUAAACAAUUAAUUAAUUUUAGAUCCAAUUCUGGAAUCUCAAUUCGCUUUUAAAUAUUUUAGAAUUUUUUAGCC